AUGGUGCUUUUGUUCCAGGUAAUUACAGAAACGGAGUAUUCUGACGGUUAUGAUUAUUCUUAUGAUUACACCACUGAGAGCCCAGCAGUAGGUGACUUUGCUAUAGAUGACUGGUUGUAUGAUCUCUUGGAUCUCACAGAUGAGUGUGAUCCAAACCCCUGUCUCAACGGAGGUGUGUGUGACCGCGCUGCUACCGGGGGCUUCACAUGUUCAUGCCCUGAGCCUUACUCUGGAAAGAAGUGUCAAAAGGUGAAAGAUGUUUGCAAGAAUGUGAAAUGUGGCAACGGAGACUGCGUCGUCACAUCUACAGCACCCUUCUAUGAGUGCAAGUGCAAGGCUCCAUACAAACCACCUAAAUGCAGGAAAGCUUCUCCCUGUCGGCCCAGUCCCUGUCAGAAUGGAGGCUCCUGCAUCAGGGGCGCCACCCCCGCCUCCUUCCACUGUGCCUGUCCUGACGGUUACAGUGGGAGGUUCUGUGAAGUCGGUCCAGAUGACUGUUACCAGGAGGAUGGAGAGUUUUACCGGGGCUUUGUGAGUGUAACAGACAAUGGGAAUGAGUGUCUGGACUGGAACUCCUAUUUCAUCCUCCAGAAGGGGGGAGAUCCCUUCAAAGAGUAUGCAGGCUUUGAUGGAAUUGGGCCUCACAAUUAUUGCAGGAACCCUGAUGGAGACGCUCGGCCCUGGUGCUUCGUCAAUGUCAAAGGCGAACUGAAGUGGGAGUAUUGUACAGUCAGGAAAUGCUCUGGAGGUGCCACAUACACACAUACACACACAUACAGAUUCUGCUGCUCAAAACUCUUAUUUGAAACAGCCCCAACCAAACCAGAUUUCCUUGCCGCCCAGUUCUCCCAGUGCGGGAGGCCGCAGCCUGGCCGCUCCGCUAGAAUCUUUGGCGGGAGGAAAUCUCUUCCUGGGGCUCAUCCAUGGCAGGUCUCCCUGCAGACGAGACCCAAAGGCUCCUCACAGCCCUUCAGCCACAUCUGCGGAGGCAUCCUCAUUGAGUCCUGCUGGGUGCUCACAGCCGCUCACUGCAUUAAAAGUGAAAGGGAAAUGCAAGUGGUCUUGGGAGGAGUGGACAUAGAGAAAGACGAAGAGUACGAUCAGGUCAUCCCUGUGGAGAGAGCCAUGGUCCAUGAGGAUUACAAGGAGACUCCAUUCGCACUUUAUAAUGAUAUUGCCAUGCUGCAGCUGAGGGUUACGGACAAACCGUUCUGUGCCAAAGAAAGCCGCUUCGUCAAGACAGCCUGCCUGCCAAGCCAGCCGUUCCCUAGUGGGACUGAGUGUGUGAUCUCAGGAUGGGGCGCUACUGAAACACAGAGGUUUGGUAGCAGCCAGCUGCUGGAUGCUCGUGUUCUCCUGAUCUCGCAGGAGCGAUGCAAGGCUCCUAAUGUAUACGGAGACUCACUGGAUGACAGCAUGUUCUGUGCAGGCAACAUGAACGGAGGUGUUGACUCCUGCCAGGGUGACUCUGGUGGCCCUCUGGUGUGUGAGCGGAACGGCACCCACCAUGUUAUCGGAGUGGUGAGCUGGGGCGACGGCUGUGGCAAGAAGAACAAGCCUGGAGUCUACACCAACGUCCACAGAUUUAUUGACUGGAUUGAUGUCAAGUGUGGUCGGGGUGAUUGUGUUGUUGACGUGAAAAACUCACCGUUUUACUCGUGCAAGUGCAAUCCUCCCUUCCAAGGCGCAGAUUGCAAGUCAUUGCCAUCAUCUCCAUGUGAACCAAAUCCUUGCCAAAAUGGAGGCUCUUGCGUCAAGGGAAACCGCCGCUUCCGCUGUGUCUGUCCUAAUGAAUAUGCCGGGAGGUUCUGUGAAAUUGCCGCCACUGAUUGUUACGAGGGAAAUGGAGAAACGUACACCGGCCAUGCAAGUGAGACACAAAAAGGGGAACAGUGCCUGAACUGGCAUUCCCAUUUCAUCAUGAUAAACGGGGAGAGUCCCUUCAUCAUGUAUUCAGACUUCAAUGGAUUAGGAUUUAACAAUGAAUGCAGGAACCCAGAUGGAGAUGAAAAGCCUUGGUGUUUUGUCAAAAGGAAUGGCCGACUGGACUGGGACUACUGUAAAGUCAGGAGAUGCUCUGAAGGCCCCGUCACUCCACCGGCUCCCGUCACACCAGUCUCACCGGGCCAGUUCUCCCAGUGUGGGAAACCCCAGCCUAGUCGCACAGGCAGGAUCUUUGGGGGCAGCAAGUCUCUCCCUGGAGCCCAUCCAUGGCAGGUGUCUGUGCAGACCAGACCCAAAGACUCUUCCUAUGCCUUUAGCCACUUCUGCGGUGGCAUCCUUAUCGAGUCUUGCUGGGUGCUCACUGCGGCCCACUGCAUUCAGCCCAAUAAGGAAUACCAAGCAGUGUUGGGAGGAGUGCACAUAGACAAAGAGGAGGCGUUUGACCAGACCAUCCCUGUGGAAAGAAUUAUUGUCCAUGAGAACUACAGGCAAACCCCCAAUGCCCUUUACAACGACAUUGCCCUGCUUCAACUUAAAGUUACGGACAGCCCUUACUGUGCCAAGGAAACCCGCUUUGUCAAGACUGCCUGUCUGCCAGACCAGACCUUCCCAGCUGGGAAGGAGUGUGUGGUAUCUGGAUGGGGCGCCACUGAAACGGAGACGUACGGUACCAACCAGCUGUUGGAUGCUCGAGUUCUCCUGAUCUCCCAGGAGCGAUGCAAAGCUCCUCAAGUCUAUGGAACUUCACUGGACAGCAGCAUGCUCUGCGCAGGCAUCAUGCAAGGAGGAAUCGACUCCUGCAGGGGUGAUUCGGGUGGCCCUCUGGUCUGUGAGAAGGAUGGAACCAACUAUGUUACCGGUGUGGUGAGCUGGGGCGAGGGCUGUGCCAGGAGGAACAAGCCCGGUGUCUACGCCAACGUCCACAUGUUUCUAGACUGGAUCAAAAGAAAGAUGAACUGAGAAGUCUGUGUCUUUGCAUGUGUAUAUGGGAAUGCCAUCA
Molecule: messenger RNA, 2944 nt
Organism: Myripristis murdjan (pinecone soldierfish)
Lineage: Eukaryota; Metazoa; Chordata; Actinopteri; Holocentriformes; Holocentridae
Gene: habp2
Product: hyaluronan binding protein 2
Exons: 21
Coding region: 1-2904 (967 amino acids)
Biological process (GO): proteolysis
Molecular function (GO): serine-type endopeptidase activity; calcium ion binding
Source: RefSeq, a predicted model, not a curated record